GAGGGACGGUGGUUCCGUGAAUUCGAAAGGAUCGCUACUUGCAGCUGAAUCAGUGACAGUAAGCAUGAAACCAUCGAUAGGAUGGUAUUAUUCUGCCCGCGGAAACUCCUGGGGCUGAGCAAGACCUGCCAAAUGACUAAGGAUUCUAUUCCGGAGUCAAUUCAAGCUCUCGGAUCGAAAUCGAUAAGUCCGAUCUCCUGUAACUCAGUCUGUCACCCCUAGCUAAUUAUCUCCGGGAGACCCAAUGGGAAUUCAUAUGAGGAGCGUCAAAUAUUAUUCGUUUCCCGAUAGAUACAGGGACUCCGCCCAGUUUCCUUGCCCGGACUACCCCACCAAGCUUAAGAGGUCCGUAAUGAUUCGCAAGAUCGUCGGGGGCCUCGAAGGUCUACUGACAGCACUUUCCACCGUCUCCGAUCAGAAGAAGACGUUCAUUUACUUCAUUGGCGACCGGAACGCUUCAGGCGAAAGCUGGUGUCCGGAUUGCAGAGAUUCGGAUCCGGUCGUCUCUCAGGCGCUCAAAGAUUUAGAACAUUUAGACGUGAGCUUCGUGACGUGUGAGGUUGGAGAUAAGCCGUACUGGAAAGAUCCGAAUAACGGUUUCCGGAAUACGGAGAAGCUCAGGAUCAGCAGCGUGCCCACUAUCAUUCAAUGGAAUACGGAUCGGAGAAUUAGUGACGCCGAUUGCUGCUCUAUUGAGAAAGUGAAGGAAUUCCUCUCUGAAUGAAAGUGGAAGCUAGAAAUCCGAGUUGCGAUCUACAAACGGUGCGGCUGAAGAACGGAAGAUCUCCGGUGUCUUAUGGAGAAGUUCCGCAGCUGAUGUUGAGACUCCUCGAGGAAUAAAUAACUAUUU
Messenger RNA from Galendromus occidentalis (western predatory mite), 850 nucleotides. Its product is annotated as thioredoxin domain-containing protein 17. Bases 245 to 724 code for a protein of 159 amino acids. Gene Ontology annotation, molecular function: protein-disulfide reductase [NAD(P)H] activity. Gene Ontology annotation, cellular component: cytosol. Lineage: Eukaryota; Metazoa; Arthropoda; Arachnida; Mesostigmata; Phytoseiidae. The transcript is spliced from 4 exons. The record is from RefSeq and is a predicted model, not a curated record.